Penicillium bovifimosum is the source of this 1059-nucleotide messenger RNA. RefSeq names its product dual specificity phosphatase YVH1 (gene dspC). The transcript has 4 exons. Gene Ontology annotation, molecular function: protein tyrosine/serine/threonine phosphatase activity. The record is from RefSeq and is a predicted model, not a curated record. The coding region runs from base 1 to 1059 and encodes 352 amino acids. Lineage: Eukaryota; Fungi; Ascomycota; Eurotiomycetes; Eurotiales; Aspergillaceae. Gene Ontology annotation, biological process: protein dephosphorylation. Gene Ontology annotation, cellular component: nucleus.
AUGGCCAUGAAUCAAAUUAAAGGCCACAAUAUCUAUAUUGGAGGUAUUUUUAGUCUCAAAAACAAAGCAGCACUUGCGCGGGCAGAUAUCUCGCAUGUUCUCUCAGUGCUACGUCUCAGUCAAACCGAGCAACUGGAGACUUUCGCACCGUACCAACAUCUUUCCAUAGAUGUUGACGAUGUUGAGGAUGACAACUUAUUGGAACACUUCCCCUCCGCCAUCAAGUUCAUUCAGUCCGGCCUUGACGGCGGUGGAGGAGUACUUGUGCACUGUGCGAUGGGGAAGUCCCGCUCCGCGACUAUCUGCAUCGCCUACUUGCUCCACCGGCAGCCGGGAGCACUCACACCGGAAUCUGCCCUUGCACUGAUCCGUGAGAGCAGACCCUUGUGUGAGCCAAAUCCUGGCUUCAUGCAACAGCUAGAGCUAUACCAUAAGAUGGGCUGUCCAGACGAUGUGACCGACCACCCAAUGUACAAGCGCUGGCUUUAUCAGCGGGACGUUGAAGAAAGCGUGGCAUGUGGCCGUGCUCCAGAGCUUAAAUCUGUGCGCUUCGAAGAUGAACAGCCUUUACCGUCACAAACGGCCACCGGUCCAACGCUCGAGAUCAGAUGCCGCAAAUGCAGGACCAAAUUGGCAACGAGUCCAUUCAUCAUUCCACACGAAGAAGAAAAGCAAAAUACUGCCAAGUCCUCAGCCACUGCCGAAUGCGGUCAUGUCUUUCUCCACCCUCUGACCUGGAUGCGCCCGAGUCUCUUCCCAACCGCGGACGAGGCCGAAGAUAUCCCGGGUGCGACAUAUGGUGCGCACCCCGAUGAUGCUCCCCUUUCUGGACGUCUCACUUGCCCCAACGCCGUCUGCGGAUCCAACGUUGGCAAAUUCGCAUGGCAGGGUCUGCGAUGCAGCUGCGGUGGAUGGGUGGUGCCUGCCAUCGGUCUCACCAAAGCCCGCGUCGAUAUUGCGAAACAGGUCAGCCUAGCUCCGAGAGCUAAUCCUGCCAUCCGUCUUCCUCCGGGCAUGCGAGCUCCGGAUGCCAAUAGUUCUGGACGUGGCAACCUUUGA